CAUGGUUUGACUAGAUUUUGUGUCAGUGAACACCCUUCCAUAAUUUCUUAAAAUUUUCAAUUUCAAUUUUUCAUUAAUUGUGACUAAGUGGAGAAAUGAAAGUAUAAAUACAAUGAUUUAGACUACAUAAAUAAUAAUUUUUGGUCUCCGCUGGACCAUUCAGCGGUCUGGAAAAACAAAAAAUAUAAGAAAAAAAUAAUAUAGAAUUUUCGUAUCAACAAAAAGUAAAAAAAAAGAAAAACGCGAUGUCGACAAAACUUUCCUUUAGGGCUAGGGCCCUCGAUCCUUCAAAGGCAAUGCCAAUAUACUUUGCAGAAGAACUACCUGACCUCCAGGAGUAUUCUGCAAUCAAUCGAGCCGUUCCACAAAUGCCUAGUGGCAUGGAAAAAGAGGAAGAAUCUGAACAUCACUUGCAAAGAGCAAUAAUAGCUGGUCUCAUUAUUCCAACGCCCGAAGUGUCCGAUGUAAAGGACGAUGGAUUUUAUGAUAAAAAUUAUCCUGCUGAUUAUAAAAUGCCGAGACAACUUAUUCAUGUGCAACCGCUUUCAUUAGAACAAGAUAUUCCUGACUAUGACAUGGAUAGUGCUGAUGAAAUGUGGUUUGAUUCCCAAACAAAAUCAGAAUUGACACCUUUCAAAUUUGAACAAAUGAUGGACAGAUUAGAAAAGAUUACAGUUUGUUCUCUUGAUGAUGCAAAGGCUUUGGUCAGACGGAAUGAAGUUAAUCAAGAUGUUUUUGAUUAUUGGGUGAAUAAAAGGCUUAAAACUAAACAUCCUCUGAUAUUGUCAGUGAAAACAGAAAACCGUGGAAACACCACUUCAAACAAUCCUUACAUUGCAUUUAGACGACGAACAGAGAAAAUGCAAACCAGAAAGAAUCGAAAGAACGAUGAGACAUCCUACGAAAAGAUGCUUAAGCUAAGACGAGAUUUGAGUCGCGCAGUAAAGCUUCUUGAGAUGGUGAAGCGUCGUGAGAAGACAAAACGUGAAGAGCUUCAAUUGAGUAUUGAAAUUUAUGAAAAACGUUAUCAAGCGAAGGAUUUUUCAGGUCAACUUUUGGCCGAAUAUACUUCAGCUGCCACCAAACUAAGACCUGCAUUUGCACCGAUAUACUCAAAUCAAUAUCACCAUCAGCACUCUUCAAAUAAUUCUCAUCAUAAUCAAUGGAAUUCAACAUCCCAGGGUUAUUCAAAUCUUCAUCUUAAUCACCACCUGCAGAACAAUAAGCGUGAUUUCGAUGGGCUAAGCACAAGUAGUAGUCGAAAAGAAAAGAGGCAAUACAAGAAGCGAAAGCACAAAACACCACGUGAAGUUAAGCCCAUUGAAACUUAUGACGGCAUGUUUUCAUCGGACGAAGAGGACAUUCAUAAUAAUCAAAUUAUUGCAUCCGAAAGUGAAGAAGAAGGAAUUUAUCCAUUUCGGAGGAAUAAGAAUUGUGAUUAUUAUAAACCGCAUGUUGAUGGCUUUGGUAAUUGGCCAUGGGAAUCUCCUGAAGAGAAUGAAAAUGGAAUUGCUGAUCCAAAGUAUCGUUUCAAUUUAACAUCCCUACGUUAUCCAAGACCACGUUGCAUCGGAUUUGCUCGUAGAAGAAUGGGAAGAGGUGGAAGAAUUCUUUUAGAUCGUGCAUCGUCAAAUUAUGAUGAUGUGUGGUCAAGAUUAGACUACACAAUCUUCGAUACCAAUAACGUAGACAACAACAACACAACUGUUGACAGUCGACUUCCAACAAGCAGCACCAACAACGAAAAUAAAAUUAAUGAUAGCACUGUCGUUGAGAAAGUUUCAGAUGAAAUCUCAGCUUCACAGACUUCCUCAUCGAAUCAAUACAAUCACCAUAGAAAUAACAUUGUGAUAAAGAGUGAAAAUUCCAAAAAUCAUGAAUUAAGUGACGAUCAAAUGGAGAAACUUUCACAUGGUGAGAAGUGGAGUUCGAUAAGUAAUCAAAAGCUUGAUGAUUUUGAACAAUUACUGGACAGUGCUAGUGCAAGUUCUAACAUAAUAAAUAAGAAAUUAGUGUGUAGAAACAAUUCUGAUAUUAGUGACGACAGUUUCAUUUUAAGAACGACAACAAGAAGUGAAAAUAGUAAUUUGAAUAAUCAAAAUGAAAUUUCAACUAAAUCUAUGAGUGUUGGUUUGCUUGAUUCAUUAAAUUUAAAUAGUGAGGCUUCCAACAGUGGUGUGACGAGUACAAAUGGAUCAUCAACAGUCUGUCCAACGAUUGGUGAUGUUGUUCCUGUUGAUAAUAACAACAAACAAGACGAAGAUAAUUAUGACAAUUACGAUAUCAUUGAUUCUGAAUCAAUAACAACAAAAGAGAAAGAAUUAAAUCAGUCUGAUGAUUUCUACUCGAACUUUAUUGAUGAGAUAAGAAAAGAAUGGCUUCACUUUCGUCCAAAAACUCCACCAUUAUCGCCAUCGUCUGAUAUCAUGUUCGAUAGUGAUCUAAUUAAUGACACAAAGAAGUUUGCUGUUGAUCUUCAAUUGUUGGAUGAAAAUAUUGACAAUUUGUAUGCUGACAAUGUUUAUUCAUCACAUUCGAUGUCGUAUAACUUCGAUAACAAAUAUCUAAUGUGUAAUGAUAACAACAUAACGACAACAGCAACACAAGAUACCACCGCGAUAAAUGUAAAAACGGAACCAAUUGAUGGUGAUUACGAGUUUAUUGAUAAUUCUAUUAUCGAAGAUCCAAAAGCAAUUCACAAUGAAGCUGUUAAGAAGUUACUUGAAAAGUAUCAAAAUGAUGUUGACAAAGAACUUUCACCUGUCAUAGAUCUUGAUGACGUCGAUUUUGACGAUAUUACGAUGAAUGAUGAGACGAAAGUUGGUUGUAGUAGUUUUCAACUUCGUGACGAUGAACAUGAGAAUAUCUCAAAGGCAAUGUCGAGUUUCAAUGCUGCAAGUGGUUGUGGAUCUGCUUCUAAUGCUGAUGGUGUCGAAGAAAAUCCUAUAAAGAAGGAAACUUCUGAUUAUUCAUCAUUUACAACAAUAAGUUCAGUUGUAAAUGUUCCAACAACAACAACAAUCACAUCAACAUCGUCGUCAUCAGUGAAAACAACAACAGUUAAGGAAGCACCAAUUGCAGAACUUCAAUCACAUAAUUAUGUGCUUCAAUAUGGUUCACCAGUUCCGCAAAAUACUGUUUCAAAUAAUUCAAUGACAAACAACACUUUAUCGAGUAGUUCAAGCAUGAAUACUGCAGUAGAAUCGUUGACUCCAGUUACAACAAUGUUCCAACAACAAUUCAUUAACAGCGGAAACAACAUCAUUUCAACAUCACAACCGAACCAGCAAAGCAGACUUCAACCGAUUGUUUAUGACAGUAAUACGAUCGUUUUAGCAGCUGCUCCAUCAAGAAAGCAAAUGAAUGGCCCAUCAGAUCGAAACUUGAAUCAAAAUAAGUACAAGCAUGUCUUUAUGUUGGAUUUAACACAAGGACAAGACAAAAGAAAAGCUAUUGGAACGAUAGCUGAUAACAAUACAAUCAAGAAGACAUAUGCGGAUCUUGGACUUGGUUCUCAGAAUAUUCUUGUAUCGUCGGUCAAUUCAAAUCUCAUAACUUCAACUUCUAAUCUGCAACAAUCUUCACAAACACAACAGUACAGUUUAGUUCAUCAGAAUGCAUUACAAAAGCCAAUAAUUCUGAGUACAUCAACAGCCAGCUCCCUAAUGCAACCUUCGCAAGCUAGCAACACUGGGAAUAAGAUCAUUGUCACACCAGCUCCACAAAUUGCUGGCAAUGUUUACGUCAGUACACAUGGAAAGUUAGUCAUACCGUCCUCAAAUAAUUCUCAAAGUAUUAUACUGGAUAGUAGUAAAAUGAUUUCGGCAAAUAAUCAACUUCAUGCUCAACAAAAAUUACAAUCGUCACAUCAACAGAGAGUGAAAAUGGAAAAUAAGAUGAAUAUGCUGUUGGAAAAUUCAGGGGAAAAAAAUAUAAUCUAUGCGAAAUAUAAUAAGAAUAAACUUCUUCAAACUGUGGCAAAUAUUAUACCAAUGCAAGCGUCAACAGCAAACAAAAGCAGUCUUCAGACACAAGGACAAGUCGUGAAACAAUUAACAACAAUUAAUUCAUCACCGCAACAACAAUCCGUAAGCGUCUUGUCGAAUAAUAAAAACAUUCAACGUAUUCAACAACAGCAACAACAAAUGCUUCGACCACAAUAUGCAACGUCAUCGAUUAACUUUCAAAAUUCACCAACAACAUCAAAAAUUAUUCAGCAACCAAACAAUGGUAAUAAUAUUUUGGGAUCUGUCAAUACGAACGAUAACAGCAAUCAAGUAAAUAAUUCAAAUCCACGAUAAAUUUGUUUCAAAUGUUGCAAAUCGGUUCAUGGUUCUUCUAACUCUUUUCUUUACAUCUCAAUCAAAGAUUCCUAAACCGCUUUAGCUUUAUUCUUCAAUAUCUUGAAGUUAUCAGCUCUAUGCAAGAGAAAUUUCUGUAAUAGAUUUCGACUAAAAUCCAUUAGACAAUUUUCCACCAAAACACGAUCAUCAUUAAAAUAUCUUCAAAUCAGGGAAUGGAACUGAUUAAAUUUUCUUUCUUAUUUCAACAAAAUAAUCUUGUUGGGACCUGAAACUUUUCAUUCUAUGAAUAUUACAUAAAACUUUUCUUAUAUUUUAUUCGUAAGUGAAGGGUGGGUGUUCCUUUCAUUAGCAUGCAAUUUUUCUUUCUUUUCGCAUGAUGCGACCAGAUUGUAAAUUAUAUGUUGUGACUUGUUUUAAAUUCUAUAACAAGCACUAAAGCAAAAAUACAUUUCUUGACAUUCGGUGAAAUAAUUAAAGGUACAUUUAAAGUAAUAACAUCAGAGAAGGGGUUUAGUUCUAUGUGAUGUAACAAACAUUACAAUUCUAUUCUGUUGAGUAUUGACAAUUUUUUAUAAUCUGGAAAAAGAAAUUUUUUUAAAUUAAAAUUGUGAGUUUUUAAAGCUUUUUUUUAAAGCAGCAAAUAUAACAUGUUUGGUCCAUAUUAACGACUUUUCGAUUCUAUCAAAUUAUUGGUCUUUUACCCUAAGUUCCAUUCCCUGUAACAAAACAUAGAAUCAACACAUUAAAAUUUAAAUGAAAAGUUAAAUCGAUAAUAAAUAGUUUGCAACAGAAAAUAAAAUAAUUCUAAAAGAAGUUUUCGUCUUGUCAUCGGCUGAUGAUAGUUAAUGACAUGUAGAAAAUUGUUAGAGUUUUUUACACAAGAAGAGAAGGAGAAGAAAACGUUCAUUUAUGACAUUUGUAGAAAAUAUUCAAAGAGUGCUCGUAUGAAGAACGUCAUGUUUAUGUAACGAUGUCGUAAACUCAAGUUGUGCAUUCUUUCUUGAAAACAUGAGGUUGCUACACGCACCAAUGAUGAACAAUAGAAAUACUUCAAGAUGAAACCACAUGGAAGUUUUUCUGAGAUUUAGAAAAUAUUUGCAGUCUAAUUUCUUGUUUCUGAUUUGUGACAUACACAAAUGUUUCACAAUUCCAACAGAAGCAUGUAUCAAUGUGGUAAUAUUUCUUUGACAGAUUAGAAAAGAUUCCAUUGAUGAAUCAGCAUUUGUAAUCAGAAUUUGUUGAGUGGCUUUGCAAAAAAAAAUCUAUUAGACGUUUGAAGAACAUUGGACAUUAAUAUUUGGCCAAUAAUAAAAUGCAGCAAAUAUUUCUUACGAUUAGAUUGCGUGAGAAAAAUUAAAAAUAAGAAACAGAUGAGUUCUGUUUUGAAACUUUCAAGAACUGAUUUCAAUUUGUAAAUAUUACACAAGCAUAAGUUAAGGAAAGAAAAAAAAUUGUAGAAACGUAAAGAUUCUUUUUUUUUGAAAAUAUUGAAAACGAAAUGAAAUCCGAAACAUCUAAUAGAUUAAAUUAUUUCUUAAUUAAGUGUUUUAUCUUAUAAUUGUACCAUAGUUAUCUUUAAAAUAAACUGAUAGUUUUUUUUAAUUAAAAGAAGCAAAAGAAAAUUAAGUUUUUACUUAACAAUAAGUUUGAUUAUGUGAAAUCAUGUUCACAUUUUCAUUAAUAAUGGGUAAGAUUUUAUAAUAUCUACAUAAAUAUUUUUCUCUUUAAUUUUUGAACAUAACAAAUUACGCUUAUAUCAUAAUGUGUGUAAAGAUAA
Molecule: messenger RNA, 6081 nt
Organism: Clunio marinus
Lineage: Eukaryota; Metazoa; Arthropoda; Insecta; Diptera; Chironomidae
Source: the annotation of a GenBank genome assembly